UCUAUAGGAGAGCGUUUUGCUUGGGAACACUUGGUCGACGGACGCUUCACCAAAUCAUCUAAAACGAAAAAAGCCAGUAUGUCUAGUUUCAUCAUCAGCUGGCUGGUUCUCCUUGCAACAUGUUUAACCUUCGUUGACAGUCGAGACAAUUUUGGAUUGGGCCAGUGGUCAGCAUGGGGUCCGUGCAAAACAAACGGACCAUGUGGAACAGGAACACGAACUAAAUCUAGAUGUUUCUGGUUCUACGGGAGAUGCAUUAUUUCACGUCGAAAAAGGGCUUGUUAUGUACCUUGCACACAAGAUAGCUGGUCAACGUGGGGAUCAUGGACAAAAUGUUCUGCGCCAUGCGAAGGAACACAAUUGCGAACGCGUACAUGUACUAACUAUCCAAGAGGAAACUGUCUUGGAAAUGAUCGUGAGACGAGGCAAUGUGGAGCAAGAAAAUGCACAACAACUCCACCACUAGUACAUGGUGGAUGGUCUGAAUGGAGUAAAUGGGGCGAGUGUUCCGUGACGUGUGGUGGAGGCAGGCAAUCACGAACACGCACGUGUACAAACCCAGCACCAGCCAAUGGUGGACGUAACUGCGAGGGACUUAGUUCAGAAACACGAAUAUGUGCAGUUCAAACAUGUCCAACACCACCACCUAAAAUACAUGGUCAAUGGACAACAUGGGGUUCAUGGGGUGCGUGCUCGGCCAGGUGUGGUGGAGGCAGCCAAUCACGAACACGAACAUGUACAAACCCAGCACCAGCCAAUGGUGGACGUAACUGUGUGGGUAACAGUUCUGAAACCCAAAAAUGUGCUCAAACCACUUGUCCACCAGGUUGUCAAGUAGGCCAGACGGUAACAGACAGUUGUAGUCAGCGGUGUGUCUGUGGUGCGGGUGGUACCUUGACUCAGUGUACUCGUAUCAGAAAAGAGUUUACCUCCAUGACAACAGCUGAACGUGAACGAUACAUACGAGUCGUAAAAGAAGCAUCCACCAAUUCUAAAUACAAGCCCCGGUACGACACACUAAUCACCCUCCACAGGAACAUAUUCUUUAAUAACGGUAUCCAUGAUAAACAACACUUCUUAACCUGGCAUCGUUGGUACAUCCUCACCUAUGAAAACCUUCUCAGAGAGGUUGACUGUAACUUUACUGUAGCUUACUGGGACUGGAGUAUGGUUUCUGGGAGUCCUUGGAGCACAUCAGCAUCAAACGUUUGGUAUGGAGGAGACAGCGGUUUUGGAGGUGACGGCACAACAAGCGAUAACUGUGUUACUACUGGUCCAUUUAGAUUAGGCGUCUGGGAACUUCCGCAUUCAGUUAGUCCCCCUCGAUGUUUAAAGAGGCGAUUCGAUGGCAUCCCACCUGAUAGUGUUGCUGUCACGCAAUUGAUAGAUUUUCCCGUCUCAAGAUUUCAUGACUUUGAAUCAACGUUGCGACUUAACUUGCAUGACACGGUACAUUGUUUGAUUGGAGGAACCAUGUGCACGACUGACUCUUCUUCUGCUCCUGAGUUCUUCUUGCACCAUGGAAUGGUCGAUAAGAUCUGGGCAGACUGGCAGAAGAAAAGCAAUGCCCACCAGACAGCAUUUUUUGCCUCGGUGAAUCAAGCUUUGCCAGGAACAAGUGGUCUUCUUCCUAGCCAGUUUCUUGACAACAACGCGUUACCUGGUGGCGUAAGGGUAGAAUGGCAAGACGUUGGUAACACUCCUGCUGCCAGGGUAGUCGGUAGACUGAGAGCUCUCGCUCCUAGAAUGCUCAAACAGAUCCCACGUGAGCGCUUCAGUAGCAUGAGUAAGGCUGCAAUGAAACUGUUCAAGGUCAGUGCUGAAGAAGCAGCACAAGCAGAGAAGAUGGAUAAAGAAAUCCAACCCGAGAUAGUAAGCCCAAAAUCCAAGGCCUCUCGAAUGGAUAAGAAACUGGGAUUCGACCAUAAAGUCCUAGAUUCAAUGUAUUCGUUGGCAGAGGAUCGUCGUUCUAGGGAUCGUGAUCAGCUGACGUCGUCUCUCCACUAUCUAGGAAAAAAGGCACAAACCAGGAUGUCUAGUUUCAUCAUUAGCUGGCUUGCUCUUCUUGCAACAUGUUUAACGUUUGUUCACAGUCUAGAACCUGACGGCCAGUGGGGAUCAUGGAGCGUCUGUUUGCCAUUGAAAGAGCCGUGUGGUGUUGGCAAAAGAGUACGAACUCGAUGUUACUGGUUCUAUGGCAAAUGUUAUAAAUUAAGACAAUCAAAGAAAUGCAAAGUUCCUUGUGAUGUUACUGAUGGCCAAUGGUCCACCUGGGGUUCAUGGAGUUCGUGUUCAGCAGUCCCGUGUGGUGGUGGCAGCCAAUCACGAACACGCACGUGUACAAACCCAGCACCUGCCAAUGGUGGAAGUAACUGCGACGGACCUAGUUCAGAAACCCAAGCAUGCAUGGUACCUUGUCCACCUCCACUACCUGGAUGGUCUGACUGGGCUUCAUGGAGUUCGUGCUCAGCCACGUGUGGUGGAGGCAGCCAAUCAAGAACACGCACCUGUACAAACCCACCACCAGCCAAUGACGGGCGAAGCUGUGAGGGAACCAGUUCAGAAACAAAAUCAUGUGCAACAAAUACUUGUCCACCUCCCAAAAUUGAUGGUGGAUGGUCUGACUGGACUUCAUGGAGUUCGUGUCCAGUAACGUGUGGUGGAGGCAGCCAAUCACGAACACGCACGUGUACAAACCCACCACCAGCCAAUGGUGGUGCAGAUUGCCAAGGAAACAGUAGACAGACUCGAUAUUGUGCAACAAACACCUGUCAACCAGGAGGGUGUCAAGCAGGCCAGACUGUGACAGAUAGUUGUGGUCAGCGGUGUGUCUGUGGUGCGGGUGGUACCUUGACUCAGUGUACUCGUAUAAGAAAAGAGUUUACCGCCAUGACGACAGAUGAGCGAGAAAGAUAUAUACGAGUGGUUAAAACAGUUUCUACUGAUGCAAGAUAUAAAUCCCGGUACGACACAUUAAUCACCCUCCACAAGACCAUAUUUUUUAAUAACCGUAUUCAUGAGCAACAACACUUCUUAACCUGGCAUCGUUGGUACAUCCUCACCUAUGAAAACCUACUCAGAGAGGUUGACUGUAGAGUCACCGUACCUUACUGGGACUGGAGUGUAGUUUCUGGAAGUCCUUGGGGCACAUCAGCAUCAGACGUUUGGUAUGCAGGAGACAGUGGUAUGGGAGGUGACGGCACAACAAGAGAAAAUUGCGUUACUACCGGUCCAUUUAGAUUAGGCGUCUGGGAACUUGUGCCUUCAGCACCGCGUCCUCGAUGUUUGAAGAGGAGUUUCUUUGGUAAUCCCCCAGACAGUGCUGCUGUGGCAGACCUAGUAAAACUUCCUGCCUCACGGUUUGAAGACUUCGAGGUAACGUUAAGAGUCAAUUUGCAUGACACGGUACAUUGUUUGAUCGGUGAAACCAUGUGCACUACUGAUGCUGCAAGCGCUCCGGAGUUUUUCUUGCACCAUGGAAUGGUCGAUAAGAUCUGGACAGAUUGGCAAAAGAACAGUAAUUCUCAUCGGACGGUAUUUUUCCCCUCGGUGAAUGAGGAACUUCCAGGAACAGACGGUCGUCUUCCCAGCCAGUUUGUCGAUAACGCAGCGUUACCAGGAGGAGUCAGGGUGGAGUAUUUACCAAUUAGUGGUUCUGUAGCUGCUGAUGUCGUAAAUCGACUAAGAGCUUUAAGUCCAGAACAAAUAAAAAUGAUUCCUCGUGAACGGUUUAGCAGCAUUGACAGCCGUGCGAUAAACCUGUUUAAAGUCAGCGCAGAAGAUCAAGCAAGAGCCAAGAAAAUGGACAGCGAAAUCCAACCUGAACAGGAAAUGAUUCCACCAUCGGAGGCUUCGGUUGUAGAUAAGAAACUUGGUUUUGACCAUAACGUUGUAGUAAAAUGAGAUAAAUUUAUAAGUACAUUAACUAACAAAUAAAAACAGCCUCCCUUUCUGUGCUUUGUUCAAUAAUAAAGCACGUACUAAGCAGCGUAAACCCGAAGAGAAAUGUUAAGAGAGACACACGAGCCAUAGGCGAGCUUUUCAAACUUCUUGCAUGCUUUCGGCGCUUUCUAAAUCGGUGCUUUAUUACUGAACGGAGCACGGACAAAAAAGUGGUUAUAUUAAGACAUCGGGAUAGCUCACUCUAGUUGGUGGUUUAGCUGCUAUUAAGAAUAUCAAUGCGCCUUGCACUUUCACAAUGACAUAGACUCACAGAGUCAACCCACCGCACACAGCCACACGCACGUGUAUCUAACACGCUCCGCAAUAUAUAGACUUCGAGUUUGUAAUCAAAUAGCCAAAUGUAUUGAAGAAGGGGGGAAUAAACCAUAAACGUAGAACUGUGCGAA
This is a messenger RNA of Actinia tenebrosa (Australian red waratah sea anemone), 4349 nucleotides long. RefSeq names its product SCO-spondin. Gene Ontology annotation, molecular function: oxidoreductase activity. The record is from RefSeq and is a predicted model, not a curated record. Lineage: Eukaryota; Metazoa; Cnidaria; Anthozoa; Actiniaria; Actiniidae.